AUGACCAACGUCUCCUUAGUUACCAACUUCCUAUUGAUGGGAUUUUCUGAUAUCAGGAAGCCGCAGGUAGUUCAUGCCGCACUGUUCCUUCUGGCCUACCUGGUCUCCCUGACAGGGAAUCUACUUAUCAUAACCGUGACCAUCCUCGACCGGCACCUCCACACACCCCUGUACGUCUUCCUCAAGAAUCUGUCCUUCAUAGAUAUCUGUUACAUCUCUUCCACUGUCCCUAAAUCGAUCGCCAUCUCCCUGACCCCCAAACAGCUCAAUAUCUUACUUGUUCUGUGCCACACAGGUCUCUUACUGGUGGUUUGGCUGGCUGCUUCAGAGUUUUUCGUCCUCACAGCAAUGCCAUAUCACCGCUAUGCUGCCGUCUGCCGCCCCCUGCGCUAUGGAGGGGAGAUGUUUUUCAGAGAUUCCCCCAUCCCCAAGGAUAAAGCAGCCAAUGCUUUGCGGGGAACCUCUGGAGGAUCAACUCAGGUUCUUGUGGUCAUCAUCUACCGUUCCCAUGGCCCCACCUCCAACGUCUUUAACCAUUGUGACCCUUUUCUCACCUUCCUUCUCUCUCUUUCCAUGACCAUUCUGCUCCUCGGAGACUUCAACACCCACAUGAAUGUUCCCGGAACCCCAGGAGCUACAGAGCACCAGAGCCUCAGAAGUCCAGAACUCCAGGAGCUCCAGAACUCCAGCAGCCAGAAGGUCCUAGAGCCCCAGGAACCCCAAAGCAACAGGAGCCCCUGA
Molecule: messenger RNA, 741 nt
Organism: Tachyglossus aculeatus (Australian echidna)
Lineage: Eukaryota; Metazoa; Chordata; Mammalia; Monotremata; Tachyglossidae
Product: olfactory receptor 14J1-like
Exons: 4
Coding region: 1-741 (246 amino acids)
Biological process (GO): G protein-coupled receptor signaling pathway
Cellular component (GO): membrane
Molecular function (GO): olfactory receptor activity; G protein-coupled receptor activity; odorant binding
Source: RefSeq, a predicted model, not a curated record